AGCCACAGCGCGCUUUCCGGUGAGCACGGUUUCACGCGCACAGGCAUUCUCUCGCAGACGCGCGCGCAGACGCGGGAGAUGGGUGCGCGGAACAUUUCAGCGCGCGCUAAUAUAUAACCUUCACACGCUUAAAAUAAACUCCAAGUGCAAUAUCGUUAAUAAAUAGUUUUGUAUCGGUUUAAAAAUCUAUAUUACUAGAUUUUUUUUUUUGGUGGGACAAUGGAUUUACAGAGCACGAAUGAAACUCAGAUCCCGAUUUGGGAAUGUUCAAGAACUCCAGACAAUUCCAGCGUGAACAGCUCCGCGUUGGAAGUUAACGCCACCUGUAGCAAUGCGUCAAUAAUUCAGAAAUUCAAACCCACGCGACCAAGAGAAAUGGACUCGGUGAGGAUUAUUCUUUACUCACUCGUCUUUCUCCUGAGUGUUUUUGGGAACCUGCUGAUCAUUGUGGUCCUAAUGGUAAACAAGAGAAUGCGGACCGUCACCAACUCCUUCCUGCUCUCGCUGGCUGUUAGUGAUCUCAUGAUGGCCAUCUUCUGCAUGCCCUUUAAUCUCAUCCCCAGCCUGCUGGAGGACUUCAUAUUCGGAGCAGCGAUGUGCAAGACAGUCGCCUAUUUCAUGGGUAUAUCUGUAAGCAUCUCCACUUUCAGUCUGGUUGCCAUUGCCAUUGAAAGAUACAGUGCCAUUUGCAACCCGUUGAAGUCCAGGGCCUGGCAGACCCGUUCUCAUGCCUAUAAGGUCAUUGCUGCCACAUGGGUGCUAUCUGUGGGAAUCAUGGUGCCCUAUCCUGUGUUCAGUAUACUGGUGCCAUUCAACAAGCCAAACAACAUCACAGCUCACAUGUGCAGGCUCGACUGGCCCAUCAGCCAGGUGGAACAGACUUGGUACGUCUUGUUGCUUUUCAUUCUGUUCUUCAUCCCAGGUGUGGUGAUGAUAAUUGCCUACGGUCUCAUAUCCAGAGAACUUUACAGAGGGAUUCAGUUUGAACUGGAGCAGAAGAAAAACUGUGGUGUAAAGAACGGGUUGAAUGGUGCACUGUCUCCUGGCCAUGAUGAGAGUGAUGGAUGCUAUAUCCAAGUCCCAAAGAAGCCCCCAGCUAUGGAACUUUCUGCUCUGACCACCUCCGGCACCAUCAAGGCAGACCGUCCACGGAGCAACACCUCAGAGGAAAAGCUCAUUGCCAAAAAACGAGUGAUCCGAAUGCUGAUUAUUAUAGUUGCCAUGUUCUUUAUAUGCUGGAUGCCUCUAUACUCUGCUAACACCUGGAAAGCUUUUGACCAAAAGUCGGCCCAGCGCGCACUUUCUGGAGCUCCCAUCUCCUUCAUUCAGCUGCUGUCUUAUACUUCAGCCUGCGUCAACCCUAUCAUCUACUGCUUCAUGAACACCCGCUUCCGGAAGGCUCUCUUUGCCACCUUUGAGUGUUGCAGGCGCCCGUGCCACAACCGGAAGAAGAAGAGGGAAGGUGAUGAUGAGAUCACUGGAGUCACAGGAGCCUCCAUAACAAAGUUCAGUUAUACCACCGUUAGCACGUUAUCCUACAUGAAGAUGUAUCAGGUGGGCAAGGCAAUUCAGUCGUCAACGGAAUCAACCAACUCUUGGAAGUCUUCACCCCAGUUGAAGUGAUGCCAUGGUCAAUACUGCCAAGCUGCAUGCCAGGUUGGAAUUUUAAUGCCCUGGCAGUGGAGAUAAUGAUUUAAAUGGAAAUAAUAAACUGUAGAGGGAAGUUUGAUGUAAUAGCCUUGGAGGCACUAAUGUUGUUUGUAUGUUCUAACACACAUUCUCACUAAAACACACACACAAAAAAAAAAAAAUCAGUUUAUCUUAAAUUGCAAUUGCUCUAAUCGAUUUCUUCCUUAUUGCUGAAGCAGAUGAGACACCUGGGAUAUUCGGCUUCUCGCCUUGCCCCAACAAACCCUUUCUGAAUAUAUGAAAGGAGAGCUAAGCUCUUGUUUGUGCUGAAAUUAAUUUAUUCAGUGGUUCAUGCUAAACAUGAAAGCUGGAUCUGCACAGCGAAACCAAGCGUUUUAAAAUUCAUCCUCAAAAGGAUGAAGCGCACAUGAGAUGUUUGUGUGCUUGUACUUGGUUCAUCUUGUUAUCCAUUGGAUUGUUGAAAUGCCUGAAUGCCCAUAUUUUAUACAAGUAUUGGCAGCAGGGUUAUUACAGUUGACUACAAAGUAAAAAAAAUAAAACCCUUAAAAACAUUUUUGUCACUUGUCACAAAUGAAUGUUAACUGAAAUAAAAUUUCAAAUUCCGGUUACACUUUAUUUUGAUAGUCCACUUUUGACAUUGUACUAACUAACUUUGAAACUACAUGUCAACUAAAUGUGCACUAAUUCUCAUUUAUUUACAAAUGCUUGUGUAGUAACUCUCAGAGUAGACUGUUAGGGUAGGUUUAGGGUUAGUAGAAUAAAUUGA
Messenger RNA from Puntigrus tetrazona (Sumatra barb), 2416 nucleotides. RefSeq names its product cholecystokinin receptor-like. The coding region runs from base 220 to 1623 and encodes 467 amino acids. Gene Ontology annotation, molecular function: neuropeptide receptor activity; gastrin receptor activity. The transcript has 6 exons. Gene Ontology annotation, cellular component: membrane. Lineage: Eukaryota; Metazoa; Chordata; Actinopteri; Cypriniformes; Cyprinidae. The record is from RefSeq and is a predicted model, not a curated record. Gene Ontology annotation, biological process: neuropeptide signaling pathway.